Messenger RNA from Zonotrichia leucophrys gambelii, 4821 nucleotides. RefSeq names its product nuclear receptor ROR-beta-like. The record is from RefSeq and is a predicted model, not a curated record. Gene Ontology annotation, cellular component: nucleus. Gene Ontology annotation, biological process: regulation of transcription by RNA polymerase II. Gene Ontology annotation, molecular function: RNA polymerase II cis-regulatory region sequence-specific DNA binding; nuclear receptor activity; zinc ion binding. NCBI's taxonomy places the organism in Eukaryota, Metazoa, Chordata, Aves, Passeriformes, Passerellidae. The transcript is spliced from 10 exons. The coding region runs from base 170 to 1567 and encodes 465 amino acids.
GGGUCACGGCGCGGCGGAGGGGCAGGUGCCAGAGCCGCCCGGUGCCGCCCGGUGCUUCCCGGUGCCGCCCGGUGCCUCCCGGUGCCGCCGCUCCCCGCCGCGCCCCGCGCCGCUCCGGAGCCCCGCGCCGCCCCAUGCGCCCCCCGGCGCCCUGAGCGCGGCCGACACGAUGCGAGCCCAAAUCGAGGUGAUCCCGUGCAAGAUCUGCGGAGACAAAUCCUCAGGGAUCCACUACGGUGUCAUCACCUGCGAAGGCUGCAAGGGUUUCUUUCGGAGGAGCCAGCAGAACAAUGCCAGCUACUCGUGCUCCCGGCAGAGGAACUGCCUGAUCGACCGCACCAACCGCAACCGCUGCCAGCACUGCCGCCUGCAGAAAUGCCUGGCACUGGGCAUGUCCCGCGACGCGGUGAAGUUCGGCCGCAUGUCCAAGAAGCAGCGGGACAGCCUCUACGCCGAGGUGCAGAAGCACCAGCAGAGCCAGGAGCAGAGCGGCGGCGCCAAGGACGAGCCCGAGCCCCUGAGCCGCGUGUACACCACGAGCGUCAGCAGCGGCCUCUCGGACCUGGACGACAUCUCCACGCUGUCCGACGGGCUCCUCUUCGACUUCCCCCUGACCCCCGACGGCGGCAGCACCUACUACAACCUGGACCUGCUGGCCUCGGCACAGCCCUCGCCCGACCAGUCCAGCCUGGACGUGGCCGAUGCCACGCUCAUCAAGCAGGAAUCCCUCUACGAGCUGAUGCUGGAGCCGGCGCUGCUGGCACACGGGGCGCUGGAGGGAGCCCAGCUGCCCCCUGACAUCUCUGUCCUGGAGAUUGACCGGGUGGCCCAGAACGUGGUGAAGUCCCACCUGGAGACGUGCCAGUACACCACGGAGGAGCUGAAGCGCCUGGCCUGGAGCCUCUACUCGCCCGAGGAGGUCCGUGCCCUGCAGAGCAAGAGCUGCGAGGCCAUGUGGCAGCAGUGCUCGCUGCAGAUCUCCAACGCCAUCCAGUACGUGGUGGAGUUCGCCAAGCGCAUCGACGGCUUCAUGGAGCUCUGCCAGAACGACCAGAUCAUCCUGCUGAAAGCCGGUUGCCUCGAGGUGCUCCUGAUCCGCAUGAUCCGCGCCUUCAACCCCCUGAACAACACCGUCCUCUUCGAGGGCAAGUUCGGUGGCAUGCAGAUGUUCAAAUCUCUCGGCUGUGACGACCUCAUCGGUGCCGUCUUCGAGCUGGGCAGGACCCUGUGCCGCCUGCAGCUGUCGGACGAGGAGCUCGCCCUCUUCACUGCUGCUGUGCUGCUCUCCCCAGACCGCCCGUGGCUGACCGAGUCCAAGAAGGUGCAGAAGCUCCAGGACAAGAUCUACGUGGCUCUGCAGCACGAGAUCCAGAAGAAACACUCCGCUGAGGACAAGCUCUCGAAGAUGGUUUCCAAGCUGCCCUUGAUGAAGACCAUUUGCAACCUGCACUUGGACAAGCUGGAAUUUUUCCGUCUCCUGCACCCGGAGACUGCCAUGAACUUCCCCCCUCUCUACAAGGAGGUUUUCAACUCUGAGCUUCAGUACAGCGACCCCCGGGAGAGCUAAGGCCAGGAGCCAGCGGCCCCCUUGGAGUUCCCCAAAAUUUGGAGCCAAAACUGCACUUCAGAGGUUUGGGGCAAUUUAUUUAAAUCAAAUAAUCAAAGCAAGAGAACCCCCGGGGGGGCUGCGGUGCCUCCCUGGCCCCGUCUCCUCGCUGUGGAUUGCAAUAGCUCUUGAAUGUAAAGCACCUUGAAGGAAAAAAAGCAAAUGGACUUUGCCAUACCAGUGAAAUGAAUGUGAAAUCUCUGCUUGGGAGAGGAGAUGCUCCUGGCAGUGGUGAGGGACAGGCUGCUCCUGGUGACACGGGAGGAGGGAGUGUCCUUCCCGCUGUCCCGGCUGCGCUCUCCACCUCCCGUUUUUAUGUCUUUGUUUUUUUUAAUUAUUAUUUUUAUUUUAUUGUGGUUUUUUAAACCCGAUCAUCAGGCAUGGGAUAAAGAAGGGGCGAUGCUGACUCGGCUGGGUCGGGUUGGGGCUGCAGCUGAGGAGAGGGAAGGGACAGAGCCUUUGCUUUAUUUCAUCUCCCAUGGGUGCAGUGGGACCCCGGGAGCUUGGCCAGGAAAGGUCUGGCUGUGGCUGGUGGGGGGUUCACCACAGGAUUUUCCUGUUAAGGAAGCUGCUUUGAGGGAAAAGAUGCUCAGUGCAGCAGGGGAAGAGUUUUGCAGGGUCUCCAUGCCCUGCAUCACAGCAUUUUCCCAAAUUCCCAGCCAGCUCCUUGUCCAGCUGGGUGACACCUGACUUUGUGGAGCUGGUGCCUCGUGCCACCUCUGUGCAUCCCAGCAGCUUUUCCAGGCCCGUGGGACUUCAGCCAGAGCCCAGAUCCUGGCCAUCCCAUCCCAGAGGCACCCGUGGCACUGGAGGGGCUGCAGGGCUGUCCCUGUCCCCGUGGUGGCCGCAGCUCUGGGUGCUGCUGUUGUGUGUAGCUCUCUUAUCAUUCCCAUUAAAACUGCCCCAAGGUUCAGCACCCAGAGCAGGGUUUGUGACCCUUUCCCCACCCCAUCCCCAGGUUCCCCUUUCCCACACGACACACAGGUGUGGCUGCAGGUUGAGUUGGACCCAGGCUUUCCCCUCAAUGAGCUCCCUAGAACUGUUCUUUUGGGAGUUGCUCUUGAGUUAGCAGGAUUUAGGAGCUUUUUAGGGGGAGAAACUGCCUGUUGGAGCCAAGGGAAGUGAAAGGUCCUUAUUCUUCCCUUGGAGAAUAAGGCUGGUUGGAAGGAAUGUGGUGUUUGGGACCUGGUGCUCCUUUUGGGAGGCUCAGAAGGGGAUGAAGGAAGGAUUGGUGGGAUGAUGCUGUUCUAGGCCACGGCAGCAGGGGAUGCUUGAGAGACUCUGUGGCUCUGCAAAUGGAUUUUUCCGUCCCUGCUCCUGCUCUCACUGCAGCAAAUGCCAAAAAAACUACAAGGGAAAAACCUGCUCUGAGGCAGCCCCAGUUUCUGCUGACAAAGGGCUAAAAUCCCAAGCUCCUUUCCUGCUUUGUGCUGAUUCCUCGUGCACCCAACCCCAUCCUCGGGCAGCUCCGAGCAGGAGCCAAAACCUUUGGAUCCACAACUGCACCCCUCAAACCAAACCAGCAGCUUUCUUAGCAACGUGAGGGAUAUUCCUGCUUUUGUCAAAACACCUCCUAGGGAAGACCAUGGACCAACCUUGAUGAGGGAAGACUCUCCCAUGGGAUUUCUGCUCGGCUCCAAGGCAGAGGGAAUUUGGAGCAGCUGCCGCGUGGCUUUGCUGACCACAUCCCACCAGCAAACUCCCAUGGCUUUGCUGACCACAUCCCAACAGCUUCUGGGAGCAGAUUGGAGCCUGCCAGCCUUGGCUCCCUCUCUGUUGGAGCCAGGGCUCUGGGAAAAGGCUGCCAGCCCUUCCACGGCCCCACGCGACGUCCAGUGCCAAUGUGUGGCUGUCCAGCACAGCGUCCACGGCGUGGGGAUGUGCCCAGCUCCUCUCCUGCCCUCUGCAAAGCUUGGACAGAAGAGAGAAGUCAGUACUGCCUUUUAUGUCCAGAGGGUUGUGCCUUUUUUUUGUGUUGUUUUUUUGGAAGCGUCGUUUCCGACAGCGCCGUUCACUUCCCAGGAAAAGCAGCCCCAGAAGGUGACUGAGCUCAGAGGGAACAGCCCGUGGGGGUUUGGGAACAUUUGGGGAAAAAAAGCCAGAAAUUUAUUAAAGAAAAAAAAAAAAAAAAAAGCACACACCCUUCUUUUUGCCCUCAGUAUUCGUCAGCCAACACAACCAACACGCCACCGAGUUCAUUUCAUCCGGCAAAGAACCCAGGAAAGCACCUUAAUUUGGGAACAUCAGAGCCCGUGGGGAGAGAUUCUGGAUUAUUCUGAGCAAUAAGAGCCCCCCCGUGGGAACCUAGGGAAGACUGGAAGUAUUAAACACGUGUAACUCGACCUGCCAAACUGCAGGAACCUGCACUUUUCAGUUCUCUUCAGAGGAACCGACUUGAUUCGAUGAUUAUUUUUGGGAGGGGAUAUAAAAGUGAUUCGGUGUCGAUUCGGUGAUUGCUGGCCUGGGGUGGGUGCCACGCCUGGAAAGGGAUGGCAGGGGUGGAAAGGGAUGGCAGGGGUGGAAAGGGAUGGCAAGGGAUGGCAGCCCCUGCUUGGGGCUCGCCAGGGCUGUGCCAAGGUUCCUCACCCCUGCUGGGCCACCCAGAGCUCAGGGCUCGCAGGGAAAUGACGAAACCUGGGCAGAAAUGCCCCAAAAAAGGGAGAUUUCCCUCUCCCCUGUGGCCAGUGGGGAGGGGGCCAGGAGCCCUGAGCCCCCCAUGGCUCUGGUGCUCCAGAGAUGUUCCCAUCCCAACAUGGGAUGUUCCUUUCCAGCAGCCCUGGGCCGCCAGCUGUGGCUCCUUUCCAGACCAAGAUUAAUUUAGUGUUUGUUUGUCUGCUCUGGCAGUGUAGCUGAGUGUCCAUUUCCACCCACAGAACCCUCACACUGUGUAUAAAGAUGGAUCAAAAAUAUAUAUAAUAUAUAUUCUUGUGAAUGUUGGUGCAAAAGAGAAAAAUAUAUAAAGUUUUGGUCGGCUUUAUGUUAUUUUUUAUCUCUAUGAAUGAAAGGAAGAAAUGGAAAACCUUUUAUUUCCAUUUACCACCCCCUCCACACAUUACCUACCUGUAGAUACCAACAGGUUUUAUGGAAAUGUUUUACUUUUUAGAUUUAGGAAAAUGCUUCUGUUCUCAUUGAAUGUUCUGUCUUGUAAGAUUGUAAUUUCUAUUUUUUUAAAGAAAAGAAAAUAACUAAAUAAAAUUUCCUCUUUCAGACCAGUC